UCACGGUAGCGUUAACAAAUCCACCGGUUCACCCGGUCCGGGAGGAAAGUGUGAAUCUCACUCUCGAUUGUGCAUUUCCUGGUGCAAGAGACACACAACAAAACUCCCCAUUUUUUUUUCCGUCUCCUUCUUCCCCGCGAGCCUGUUUACAACGCAGCCACUUGCAGUUUAGUUCAGGUUCCUUCUUUUGCGUUGGUGCAAAUGUCUGUCCCCUCCCUGGGAACUUUACAAAGAAAAAUCUGAAUUUUAUUUUUGUGCCUAGGUGGAACUUUAAAAAAAAACCCAACAACCCUCUUUUUUUCGUGCUAUUCGAGAUGGGUUGUAGGAAAUCGACCAUUUGAAUGUUUGGUGCUGUUGUUGCAAACGUCAGAAGAGGAUUGUUGCAAAUGUAAGCUGUUUUUUUCCCCUCCUUUCUCUUUCCCUGUCUCUCCUUUUCCCUCCUCCUCCUCCUCUUCUUUUGGCUACAGUGUUGCAAAAGCAAAGAGCAAUAAACGCGCACACACACACACAGAGACAGACAGACACACAGCCCCGUAAGAGCCCGAAGAGAGAGUUAAAAGAGAGGAGAGGAGAACGGUUUCUCUGACAAUUCCGUUUAGGGAGCAGAUGGAAAAGUGGAGACUUGUGAAGGGCUGUGAGGUUGGCUAAGGAUCCAGGAGCGAAAAGAGCCCGGCUGAUUGGAAGAAAAAAGCAGAGAGAUGGAGGCGGGGGAAGUGCAAUCUCUCUGCGGGGACUGGAGCGAGUCCACGCCCGGGGCCAGCGCUGCAGAGCUGGCCAGCAUUCAACCAGCGCUCCCCAGCUAAAAGCACCCAAAAAAAGCAGCCCCCAAGUUCCUUCUUCAGCCUGGCUGAUUUGCAGAGUGAAGCGUGGUUGAUUUAAGGUAGAUUGAGAGACAGCAGGAGAGACCCAAAAGGGAUCGCCCUUGGGUCAGACAGGUGGAGAAUGAACGGAGAAGCAGAUUGCCCUACAGACUUGGAAAUGACAGCUCCCAAGAACCAAGACCUGUGGUCCCAGGAGGACAUGCUGACCCUGCUGGAGUGCAUGAAAGGCAACCUGCCCUCCAACGACGGCAGCAAAUUCAAAACCACCGAGUCCCAUCUGGACUGGGACAAAGUGGCCUUCAAGGACUUCUCUGGCGAGAUGUGCAAGAUGAAGUGGAUGGAGAUCUCCACCGAGGUGAGGAAAUUCCGAACGCUGACGGAGCUGAUCAUGGAUGCUGAGGAACACGUAAAGAAUCCUUACAAGGGCAAAAAGCUCAAGAAACACCCCGAUUUCCCCAAGAAGCCCCUGACACCCUACUUCCGCUUCUUCAUGGAGAAACGAGCCAAGUACGCCAAGCUGCACCCUGAAAUGAGCAACCUGGAUCUGACCAAAAUCCUGUCCAAGAAAUACAAGGAGCUCCCUGAAAAGAAGAAGACGAAAUACAUCCAGGACUUCCAGCGGGAGAAGCAGGAGUUUGAGCGGAACCUGGCAAGAUUCAGGGAAGACCACCCAGAUCUUAUUCAGAACGCCAAGAAGUCGGACAUCCCGGAGAAACCCAAGACCCCACAGCAGCUGUGGUACAAUCACGAGAAGAAAAUCUACCUGAAAGUGCGCCCGGAUGCCACCACGAAGGAGGUGAAGGACGCGUUGGGCAAGCAGUGGUCUCAACUCUCCGACAAAAAGAGGCUGAAAUGGAUUCAUAAGGCCCUGGAACAGCGAAAGGAGUACGAGGAGAUCAUGCGGGAUUACAUCCAGAAGCACCCGGAGAUGAACCUCGAGGAAGGCGUCACACGCUCCACCCUCACCAAGGCAGAACGCCAGCUCAAGGACAAGUUUGACGGGCGACCCACCAAGCCCCCUCCGAACAGCUACUCUCUGUACUGUGCGGAGCUGAUGGCCAACAUGAAGGACGUCCCCAGCACGGAGCGGAUGGUGCUGUGCAGCCAGCAGUGGAAGCUGCUUUCCCAGAAGGAGAAGGACGCGUACCACAAAAAGUGUGAUCAGAGGAAGAAAGAUUACGAAAUCGAACUCUUUCGCUUCCUGGAGAGCCUGCCCGAGGAGGAACAGCAGAGGGUGCUGGGGGAAGAGAAGAUGCUGGGAGCGAACAAGAAAGGUGCCACCAGCCCAGCUUCCAAAAAGUCAUCGCCGGACACUGGCAAGGCAGGUUCUGAGAAACCCAAACGGCCCAUUUCUGCUAUGUUUAUCUUCUCGGAGGAGAAGCGAAAGCAGCUGCAGGAAGAGCGACCUGAGCUUUCCGAGAGCGAACUGACCCGGCUGCUGGCGCGGAUGUGGAACGACCUUUCAGAGAAGAAGAAGGCCAAGUACAAAGCCCGGGAGGCGGCCAUGAAGGCGCAGUCGGAGAAGAAGCACGGCUCCGACAAGGAGGAGCGCGCCAAGCUGCCCGAGUCGCCCAAGACGGCCGAGGAGAUCUGGCAGCAGAGCGUCAUCGGAGACUACCUGGCUCGCUUCAAGAACGACCGGGGGAAGGCGUUGAAGGCCAUGGAGGCCACUUGGAACAACAUGGAGAAGAAGGAGAAGCUGAUGUGGAUAAAGAAGGCGGCCGAGGACCAGAAGCGCUACGAGAGAGAGCUGAGUGAGAUGAGGGCCCCCCCGUGCUCUGCAAACGCCUCAAAGAAGAUGAAAUUCCAGGGAGAGCCGAAGAAACCCCCCAUGAACGGUUACCAGAAGUUCUCCCAGGAGCUGCUAUCGAACGGCGAGCUCAACCACCUGCCGCUGAAGGAGCGGAUGGUGGAGAUCGGCAGCCGCUGGCAGCGCAUCUCCCCGGGCCAGAAGGACUAUUACAAGAAGAUGGCUGAGGAGCAGCAGAAGCAGUACAAGAUGCACCUGGAAAUCUGGCUCAAGAGCCUGUCACCGCAGGAGCGAGCUGCCUACAAAGAGCACACCUCAAAUAAGCGCAAGAGCAUGGGGAAGGUGCGGGGACCGAACCCCAAAAUGAAGCCCGCCAUGCAGAUCAAAUUGGAGUCCGAGGAGGAGGAUGACGAUGAGGAGGAGGAGGAGGAAGAGGAUGACGAUGACGACGACGAUGACGACAACGGGGACUCGUCCGAGGAAGGCGGGGACUCAUCGGAGUCAAGCAGCGAGGAGGAGAGCGAGGAUGGGGAUGAGAAUGAGGACGACGACGAAGAGGACGACGACGAAGAGGAAGAUGACAAUGACUCCGAGGGCAGCAGCAGCUCCUCCUCUUCCUCGGGCGAUUCCUCCGACUCGGACUCCAACUGAAAUGCCCACAGCGCCACCUUCUUGCCGGACUUUCAGUAAUUCCCCACCCCACCCUGACCAGGAAUAUCCCGGCUGGAGAUCUGGGUUGAUGGUUGCAGGGAGGGGGAUGGGAAAAUCACUGUGGCUAAUUUUUCCCCCCCCUCCCUCUUAAAGAAUUUCACACUAAUGGGGGGUGAGGGGCAGCUGAUAAAAGGCUUUGUUUUAGGGGGGAAAGAAGGGGAUAUUCUGUGUUGUUUUUCCCCAUAGAGUUUGCAUUCGAUUCUUUAUUUUAUUUUUGUUUUUUGGAGAAGGAGGGGGAUUUUUACCCCUCGGAGUCCCCCAGCUGCCCCCGCCUUCCCCUUCAACUUCCAGCUACCCCCUCCGGACUUUAUACAACCCCCCUCUCACAAAAAUCCUUUUUAAAACAACAACAAAACAGCGACAAAAAUGUUGUGGCAAGAGGCGCAGAGCGUUGUUCCGGCGGUGCGCGGGCCGAGCGGCUCAGGACUCGGCCGUCGGGACGAUCUCCCCCUUUGCCUCUCCAGCCGGAGGAGGGGGACGGUCUUGUACAGUCUGAAGCUGCACCCGGAGCUCCUGGAGAGCAAAGUCCCACUGCACUUAAGAGCUCCUGGAAUGAACUUACCACGCAGCAUUUCCCUCUGGGGACGGGGGAGAAUUUUUUUGUGUGUGUGUGUUUGGGGUGGGGUGGGGGGUGGGUGGGGGGAGUUUAAAAAGAUGUUGCCCAGUUUCAGGGGCGGGAAGGGCUGGCACUGGGGUGGGGGAGUUAGGGGGCUGUUACAGAGCAUACCAUUGGGAGCUGAUCAUUGCAUCGCCCAAAGGAAACAUGGUUGAUCCGGCGUAUUCAACCAGCAUUUGGGCAAAGAUGGUGGCAGGCGGAUCCCAGAUUUGAAUUUUUUUUUUUUUUAAAUUUUUUUUUUUUACAAUGAAGUGACCAAUUAUUGUACUGGAACGGGGCAUUUGUCAGCUGGGAGGGGGCGGGCACGGGAGCAGGGUUCGGCUGCAGGGAGAGAUCAUCUGUGUCGGUGGUUGUCGUGUUGUUGUAUUAUUUUUUUUUCUUUUAUAAAGCGAGAAAGAUCCAUCUUUUUAUAAUCAAAAUCUCUGUCUCUGGCUAGCUGCACGGCUUGGCUUCGCGCCCCCAACAUGAGCGGCGCCAACGUCAGGUCGGUGUGCAGAUUGUUUUUGGGGGUGGGGAGGUGGGCGCGAUUGGCACAAACUUCCCAGCGGGCAUCAGCCCUGCCUAGAGAAGCGUGUGUCUGGAAUAGGGGCGGGAUGGUGCUUGCCAAAGGAGCCCAGCUGUGCCAUCCCGUUCCAAAGCCGGGCUGCCACAUUGGUUGUGAUAGAGGUGGGGCCACGCCCACCAAUCUCACACCUCCGGGGCCCAUCUGCCCAAUCUGUUUUGCUACCAGCUCCGAUGAUACUGCUCAGAUUAUUAUUAUUUUUUUUUUUUUAAGGAACAUUGGGGAAACUUGAUCCAAAAAAACCUAUCCGUAGACCCAAGCGGCUGAGAUCUGAGCUCCCAGGAAGCUGCGGCUUCUAGGACAGGAUUCUCAGCUACGCAUAUAUCUAUAUUAGUAUAUAACGGGCUAUAUAUGAAUAUAUAGACUGGUAUCAAUAUCCCCUUUCCGGUGGAGAGCUGUGACUAGCGUUUCAUCCCUGUCCGUAGGAGGUUUUUAAACGGGUGUGUAAGUGGUUCUGAAAAUAACCCAUGCGUGUGUGUGUGUCACCACAAAGGCCCUGCUGCCUUCCGCGUCCAUUCUCUGGGUCACUGGCUGUUACAGAUCAGAGAGUGACCUCGCCCCCACAUGUCAGUGGGUCCCAGUUCCUUGCACCUUUCCACUGGGCGAGGCUGGGGCGCUUUCACCCAGAGAGCGUGGGAGUAGAAAGUGACUGAGACGGGGGAAGAAAAAUCCAGUGUUUAAAUAAUGUUGGUGUCUUUUUUUCCGUGAGGGGUGGAUACAUUUGGGCAGCAGGCGUCCGGGCCAUCUGCCCCACCCCCCUGCUCCUGCCCCCUUUCUGCAAAAUCCACCACUGAUUGGAAGAGAUGGCUCCGUUUCUGGGAUUUUGUUCCUGCCAGGUUUUUGUUACGGCCAGUGAAUGCAAGGACAGUGUUUCUCGGACUAGACUCUGGGACUAGACUCCCCCUCCUUCACCCCUCGCCCUUUAUGCAUUCACAGCACCAGCAAUUUCAUCUCUCACCUUGCUGCAUUCUGGUCCCCCCCAGCCCCCAAUGUAGACUGGGGAGCCCAACUUACUAAGAGACACUUGAGGAAAACAAAACUGGGUCCCCAUGACUCCCCCCACCCCGCUUAAAGCCCUGCCCUUCCCUCCUCACCCAACAACUCUUCACCACUUCCUCUCCCCAGCACCAGGCAGGGCGACGGUGACAGUAUUGAGCAGUAACAGAUCCAAGCAGCGGGUCGGGGUGUUGCUGUCACGUUUUUUUCCCCCUCCAAGGGCACGAUCUCCCCUGACGCGCCGCCUGCUCCCAAAGCAAAGCUCCGGUGAGCGCGGAAAGCGGGGCCGUGUGGAACAGGAAUUCUGGGCUCUCACUUCCUUUCCUGUUUGUAUGUUUCAAGGAUUUAGGGAGCCCUUCCCCCGUGUUUUGUAUCGGGCAUAGCCGAAUCUCAUCAGAGUAUUAGGGAGUCUCUUCUCCCCCUGUCACAGUCUGAAUUGAGGGGCUGGAGGCGGGGCCCACAAAUGUGAUGAGUUUGUUGUUGUAGAGAAAAUUAGUGCCGCCUCAGAGGGGUGAAGCUCCCGGCAGGGUGUCAGUGGGGGUUGUGGCAGGCAGCGGGUACGGAUUUUAGCAGCAUGUGUUGGGAGGGGUGUCAGGUUUGGGGGCCACAGAGGGGUAUGGGCAGAGCAGGGAAUGGCUGGAUUUGGGAGGCCUGGAUAUCUAGCCGCGGGGGGGGAGAGUUGGAGCAGAUUUUGGGGAACUGGUUGGGGUUGCUGCUCCUUGGACUGUAUCCACAUGACUCAUCCCCCUGUUUUCCAUCGCAGCCCUCCUCCCUCCCCCGCUUCUCCCAGACGAGCAUGGGGGUGGGGUGAGCCCCCUCUUGGUUGACUUUAGGCCUGUCUGUCCCCCUCUUGCCCCCCCAGUAUAGCGUGCGUGGGGCUACUCAACUAUCCUGUGCGCUAGGAUUUGGAUUCCACAACGGGUCAGGGUGGAGAUGGUGUGCUGGGGACACCACCCCUAACCGCCCCCCACGUCCUGUGAAGAGAGGGCAGCGGCCGUGGGUUGUGUGUGUCGAAUCAGGUCUCCGCUGGGUGAGGGGGGCUUUAUAUGG
Molecule: messenger RNA, 6506 nt
Organism: Mauremys mutica (yellowpond turtle)
Lineage: Eukaryota; Metazoa; Chordata; Testudines; Geoemydidae
Gene: UBTF
Product: upstream binding transcription factor
Exons: 21
Coding region: 943-3222 (759 amino acids)
Source: RefSeq, a predicted model, not a curated record